Molecule: messenger RNA, 2583 nt
Organism: Antrostomus carolinensis (chuck-will's-widow)
Lineage: Eukaryota; Metazoa; Chordata; Aves; Caprimulgiformes; Caprimulgidae
Product: adenomatous polyposis coli protein 2
Exons: 3
Biological process (GO): cell fate specification; negative regulation of canonical Wnt signaling pathway; Wnt signaling pathway
Cellular component (GO): beta-catenin destruction complex; cytoplasmic microtubule; catenin complex
Molecular function (GO): microtubule binding; beta-catenin binding; gamma-catenin binding
Source: RefSeq, a predicted model, not a curated record
AUCCUCAGGAACGUCUCCAGCCUGGUUGCCACGCGGGAGGAUUACAGGCAGGUGCUCCGGGACCACAACUGCCUGCAGACGCUGCUGCAGCACCUGCGCUCGCACAGCCUGACCAUCGUCAGCAACGCCUGCGGCACCCUCUGGAACCUGUCAGCCCGCAGCCCCCGCGACCAGGAGCUGCUCUGGGACCUGGGGGCGGUCAGCAUGCUGCGCAACCUCAUCCACUCCAAGCACAAGAUGAUCGCCAUGGGCAGCGCGGCCGCGCUCCGCAACCUCCUCACCAACCGGCCCCCCAAGUACAAGGACACGGCCGUCGUCUCGCCGGGCUCCUGCAUGCCCUCCCUCUACAUGCGCAAGCAGAAGGCGCUGGAGGCUGAGCUGGAUGCCAAGCACUUGGCUGAGACCUUUGACACCAUGGAGAAGCAGAGUCUGAAGACCCAGAGUGCCAAGAAGCCAACGCGGCACAUGGAGAGCCUGGUGAAGGACUACGCCUCUGACUCCGGCUGCUUCGACGAUGAUGAGGUGCCCAAUGUCUCCCCGGGUGUGGAGCCAGCCAGUGCCUCCGUCCUCUCCAUGUUCCUCAACUCCUCCUUCCUCCAAGGGCAGGCGCUGCCCCGGGCGCUGGCGCAGAGGCGAUGCCCGGAGCCGGAGAAGGAUGGCAGCAGCAAGCCCACUGAGCCCAAGAAGCUGCCGCUGCCGGAGGACGACGUCUCGCUGGCUGCUGAGAAGUUGGCCAACAAGAUCUCCAGUACGGUGGCCAAGAUUGACAAGCUGGUGGAGGACAUCUCCACCAUGCACACCUCCUCAGAUGACAGCUUCAGCCUCAGCUCGGAGGACCACUGCCUGGACUGGCAGUAUGGCCCCGAGGAGGUGCACGAGGCGCGUGCCCAGUCCUGCUCGCCGUGUCGCCUCUCGGACGCUGGUGGCUUUGCCAAGAGGGAGAGCCUGAGCCCGGCUCACACCCCCGUGCUCAAGGGCAGGGACCCGGCCGAGCCGGAGAAGCCGGAGCAGCGAGACCUGCCCGAACGGGCCAAGAAGACGGUGACUUUCCCCAGCCCCAAGGCGCUGGAGAAGGAGCCUGAGUGGAAGAAGGAGGAGGGCAGCAAGCUCUCCUCUGAUCCCCAGGUCCGCACCAUCAAGCUCUCCCCGUCCUACCAGCACGUCCCCCUGCUUGAGAGCUUGGCCAAGAGCGGUGCAGCCACUGGUGCCGGCCACCACCCCUCGCUCCUGGGCAGAAAACAGGCCUGGCUGCCCCCAAAACUGCUGCAGACGGCCGAGACUCUCAGCAAGAUCCCGGAGAAGCUGCCGGCCCACCCACCGGCCACGGCGGAGCAGGAAUCGGUGCAGAAGUACUCGGUGGAGGACACCCCGAUCUGCUUUUCCCGGUGCAGCUCCCUCUCCUCCCUCUCCUCAGCUGACAACGUGCUGGACGGGCAGAGCCACAGUGAGAAUGACCUGGACAGUGACUCAUCCCUGGAGAUCCUGGAGAUGGAAGAAGGAGAUGGGGAAGAUGAGGAUGGGAGACAGGAGAAGGAGAAGGUGGCAGAUCUGGGUCCGACCACCCCGGUGGGUUUUUCCAUCCCCUUCCCGAAGCGUGACAAGGUCUUUCUGCGGGAGUCAUCACCAUCACGCCAGGAGGACCUCACACCCUCAAGCUCCUCAGAGAACUACAUCCAGGAGACGCCGCUGGUGAUGAGCCGCUGCAGCUCCGUCAGCUCCCUGGGCAGCUUCGAGAGCCCCUCCAUCGCCAGCUCCAUCCAGAGUGACCCUUGCAGCGAGAUGAUUAGUGGCACCAUCAGUCCCAGCGAGUUGCCCGACAGCCCUGGGCAGACCAUGCCACCCAGCCGCAGCAAGACACCCCUCUUUGAGCUGGGCUGCCAACCAGAGAAGGAGACCAGCCAGUUCAACAUCCAGUGGGAGAAUAACGUCAAGAAGUUCAUGGAGAUCACUGACUUCAAGGAACGCUUCCAGCUGCCCCAGGACUUGGACUCCAUGGUCUACUUCACAGUGGAGAAACCCAACGAGAACUUCUCCUGUGCCUCCAGCCUGAGUGCCCUGCCCCUCCACGAGCACUAUGUCCAGAAGGACGUGGAGCUCAAGCUGAUGCCCACGUUCCCGGAGAAGAACAGCCUGAAUUUCGCGGCUCACGAGAAGCGGGAGGAGCGGCGGGAGGAGCGGUACCUGGAGGGCCGGCGCCGGGUUGACCACCCCGAGCCCCCCUCUGAUGAUGACAUCGAGAUCCUGAAGGAAUGCAUCAGCUCUGCCAUGCCCUCCCGCUUCCGCAAGGUGAAGACCUCCCUGCUCUCCGGCCAGGUCCUGCACCCCCAGACGAAGAAGCCGGUGCACGUCCCUGUCUAUAUGCUGGUGCCAGCCCACACACACCCUGGUGUCCCCAAACACCUGCGUGCCACCACCCGCGACCUCUUCAAGGAUGACGACUCCUUCACCGACUCGGCUGACGGGACCCCCGUCAACUUCUCCAGCGCCGCCUCGCUGAGCGAUGAGACCCUGCGCUACCCGGCCACCGAGGAGGCUGAGCAUCCCCACAGCCUGGGGACGGGGAGCCCGGCGGGGGGCCUGCCC